GACUUAGCAAGUUGAAAGAGACUCCUAUCCUUUCUGUACAACCUUAACCUCCUGUUUCAGACAACCUUAUCUGCCUGACGUUAUAAUCUACCAUGAAAAACACCUUCCUUUCUCUUUCUCUCCUUGCUUCUUGGAUUGAAAUGAAGAAAUUCAACAACAAGCUUGAUCUUGUCUUGCUUCUACUUCCUAUAAUCCUGUUUUUGCAACCCAUAUCGGCUAUUGACUUUGUCUUCAAUGGAUUCAAUUCCUCUAGUGUUUCACUCUAUGGCUCUGCCAUCAUUGAAUCUCGCAUUCUUACACUUACAAAUCAAACAUCUUUCCAAAUUGGCCGUGCUUUGUACCCAACAAAGAUACCAACCAAAGCUCCAAAUUCUUCAUUUGUGUAUCCAUUUUCCACUUCUUUUAUUUUUGCUAUGGUCCCUUACAAGAAUGUUCUUCCUGGGCAUGGCCUGGCUUUUCUUUUUGUGCCCUUUACAAGCAUUCAAAGCUCUAUUUCAGCUCAAUAUUUAGGCUUUCUGAAUCGUACGAACGGUAACCGUUCAGAUGAUCAUCUGCUUGGCAUCGAGUUUGAUGUGUUCGCAAAUGAAGAAUUCAGUGAUAUGAAUGACAAUCAUGUUGGAAUAGAUGUAAAUACACUUACAUCAAUUAAAGCAGCAGAUGCAGGCUAUUGGCCUGAUAAUUCAAGGAGCAGCAGCAAUGAGAACACCAGUGAUGAGGAUAGUAAUUCUUUCAAGGAACAGGAUCUAAAUAAUGGUAAAAACUACCAAGUUUGGAUUGACUAUGAAGAUUCUAUAAUUAAUGUUACUAUGGCUCCGGCCGGCAUGAAAAGGCCUACCAGGCCUUUAUUGAAUGUGUCUCUUAAUCUAUCUGAUGUUUUUGAGGAUGAGAUGUAUGUGGGAUUCACUUCUUCAACCGGACUACUUGUUGAAAAUCACAAGAUUUUGGCAUGGAGCUUUAGCAAUUCCAAUUUUUCGUUGAGUGAGAGGUUAAUCACUACUGGGUUGCCAUCGUUCGUUCUUCCAAAAGAUCCAUUUUAUCGGUCUAAAGUGUUCAUUGCAGGAGCCACAGUGGGAGGGGUCCUUCUUAGAGAGGAAAUGGAGGAUUGGGAAUUGGAGUACUGGCCACAUCAAGUUAGGUAUCAAGAAAUCGAGGCAGCAACAAAAGGAUUCAGUGAAGAAAAUGUUAUUGGAAUCGGAGGAAAUGGAAAGGUCUAUAAGGGUGUUUUACCAGGAGGGACAGAGAUUGCAGUGAAGCGCAUUUCACAUGAAAAUGAUGGGAUGAGGGAGUUUUUAGCUGAAAUUUCAAGUCUUGGAAGGUUGAAGCAUAGGAGUUUGGUGGGGCUGAGAGGUUGGUGCAAGAGAGAAAGAGGAGUCUUCAUGUUGGUAUAUGACUACAUGGAAAAUGGGAGUUUGGAGAAGAGGGUGUUCGAUUGUGAUGAGAGUAAAAUGUUGAGCUGUGAAGAGAGAAUAAGAAUUUUGAAAGAUGUGGCUUCUGCAUUAUUGUAUCUGCACGAGGGAUGGGAUUCUCAAGUCCUACACAGAGACAUUAAGGCCAGCAACGUGUUACUUGACAAGGAUAUGAAUGGAAGGUUAGGUGAUUUUGGAUUGGCUCGAGUGCACGGGCAUGGUCAAGUGCCUAGCACCACGCGGGUGGUUGGAACCAUAGGAUACAUGGCACCUGAGGUGGUUCGAAGUGGAAGAGCCUCAGCUCGAACCGAUGUGUUUGGUUUUGGGGUCUUGAUUUUGGAGGUCAUGUGUGGAAGGAGGCCUAUAGAAGAAGGGCAGCCACCUUUGUUAGAAUCGGUUUGGCAGUUGAUGAUGCAAGGGCAGUCACUUUAUGCCUUGGAUGAGCGACUAAAGGCUAGAGGAGAACAAUUUGACGAAGGAGAAGUAGAGAGAAUGCUUCAUCUAGGCUUAUUGUGUGCAUAUCCUGACUCUAAAGGGCGGCCGACAAUGAGGCAAGUAGUGAAGGUCAUGGAGGGCAAUAAUGAGCUUAGUGAGAUUGAAAGUGAGGAUCUGGAUGCAUGUUUGCUACAACAGAUGAAGUCUACGGAUUUGUGGUCGAGUCAUUCUAGCCAUGGAUCGCACCCAACUUUUGAUGAAAUUAGACGACACCACUCAUCUUCUAUGUCUUUAUCUUGGAGCAAUACUACUGUGGAGGGUAGGUGAAUCUGCAAUCAGUUGAUGAAUUACGCUAUCUGUUGGUUUUUUUAUGCGAACUAAAAUUUGCCAGAUUUUUCGUGGCAAGCUUGGAAGAAGCUGCAGAAGUUGGCAGGAUCAAGAUCCAAGAGCAUAUAAAACGAAACAGUGGGGAGGGAGCCUUGGUUUUGAUUUGCAUUUUUUCUUUAUCAAUGUUUGAUAGAUUGGGACAAUAAUGUAGAGGAGAAUCCUUUCUUGUUUCUGUACAAGGAAUAACUAGCAUAUUGGUGUACAUAAAUACAGCAAAUCCACAGAUGUUUUUUUUCUUAAA
Populus trichocarpa (black cottonwood) is the source of this 2469-nucleotide messenger RNA. Its product is annotated as L-type lectin-domain containing receptor kinase VII.1. The transcript is spliced from 2 exons. Gene Ontology annotation, cellular component: plasma membrane. Lineage: Eukaryota; Viridiplantae; Streptophyta; Magnoliopsida; Malpighiales; Salicaceae. Gene Ontology annotation, molecular function: protein kinase activity; carbohydrate binding; ATP binding. Bases 93 to 2168 code for a protein of 691 amino acids. The record is from RefSeq and is a predicted model, not a curated record. Gene Ontology annotation, biological process: protein phosphorylation.